GUUGACCUCAGGCGCAGUCGCGGAUUUGAUCAUAUACCUUACAGUGAUCCGGAGAUCGAAUCCAUUGCUGUCCUGUGUGGGUGAGUCCCUUGUGAAAUUGAAACCCCCCUGCGCGUCCUGGUGCUGCAUUACUGGCCUAUCAACUGGCCAGAGCACGUGCCCGCUCCCCGUCUCCGAAGGCCGGCGUCCGCUGUCCCUCCCUUCGAUCUGCUUCUUUCGGCGACUUUGUUUUCUCCCCUCCCUUCUUGACUCUCUCUCUUUCUGAAUUUUCAUUUGGCUCGUUCAUUUGAUAACAUUGUGUCAUUUUCAACGGUUACAGUUUCCUUUCCUUCCUCAGGGUCCGUUUCGCUCUCAAAGUGUCGCUAGACACCUCGGUCUGAUCUCGGAAGGGCGCCAUCCGUAUUACAACAGCCACUGGCGGGCUUGGUGAGCCACAAAAGAUACAGUUCCUAGAUUACCCUAGAGCUAGGUUCCAGGUUGAUCAGUGGUCUUCUGUGUGAUUUGCUCUUGGAGUUGUGUCUAUUUUCUGUCAACAGAGUGAUUCGUUUCUCCUCAUCCUACGACAAUGCAUAUCAAGGACAAGCUCGCACAGAAUGAGGCGGCGGGGAGGACGGGAAUCUCGUUCGAGUUCUUCCCUCCCAAGACUGCCCAGGGUGUGCAGAAUCUGUACGAUCGCAUGGAUCGUAUGCACGCGUUGGGCCCCAGCUUCAUUGACAUCACCUGGGGCGCCGGCGGUCGCCUGUCGGAUCUGACCUGCGAGAUGGUCAACGUCGCCCAGUCGGUCUACGGCCUGGAGACCUGCAUGCAUCUGACCUGCACCGACAUGGGAAUCGAGAAGGUGGAUGCGGCCCUGCAGGCCGCCUACAAGACCGGCUGCACUAACAUUCUUGCCCUUCGCGGAGACCCGCCUCGUGAACAGGAGCAUUGGGAGGCCGUCGAUGGGGGAUUCCGCUACGCGAAGGAUCUGGUCAAAUAUAUUCGCGACAAGUAUGGAAACCACUUCGAUAUCGGUGUCGGCGGUUACCCGGAGGGCGCAGACGACAACUCGGACGUGGAUCAAUUGAUCGAUCACUUGAAGGAAAAGGUGGACGCGGGGAGCUCGUUCGUGGUCACCCAGAUGUUCUACGACACGGAUAACUUCAUCAGCUGGGUUAAGAAGUGUCGGGAGAAGGGGAUUCACGUGCCCAUCAUCCCCGGUAUCAUGCCGAUUCAGACCUAUGCCGCCUUCCUGCGACGAGCGAACUGGACCAAGAUCCACAUCCCCCCGUCCUGGCUGGAAGCGUUGGAGCCAGUCAAGAAUGACGAUGCGGCCGUGAGGGAGAUUGGAAAAACCCUCAUUGCGGACAUGUGCCGGAAACUCAUGGCGUCGGGCAUCAACCAUUUGCAUUUCUACACGAUGAACCUGGCCCAGUCGACGCAACAGGUCCUCGGAGAGCUGAAUCUCCUCCCGUCCGAGGAGACGCCUCUGCAACGGCCCCUGCCGUGGCGGCCAUCGCUGGGUCUUAACCGCAGAGGCGAAGACGUCCGUCCGAUCUUCUGGCGGAACCGGAAUUCCUCCUACGUGGCUCGUACCCAGACCUGGGACGAAUUUCCGAACGGACGGUGGACCGAUUCCCGGUCCCCCGCGUUCGGUGAGCUGGAUUCCUACGGCAUCGGCCUCAAAGGCACCAACGAACAAAACAUCAAGCUGUGGGGGGAACCCAAGUCUAUCCGCGAUCUCUCUCACCUCUUUACUCGCUACCUGGACGGAAAGCUCGACCGUCUGCCCUGGUGUGAUACUCCCAUCACCUCCGAAGCUAGCGAAAUUGGGGGCGAGCUGCUCGAGUUGAACAAGCGCGGGCUUCUCACCAUCAACUCCCAGCCGGCGGUCAAUGGCGCGCGAUCAUCCCACUCCGUGUACGGAUGGGGUCCCAAGAACGGAUUCGUCUACCAGAAGGCAUACCUGGAACUCUUGGUGCCCCCAUACCUACUCGACGAGCUGAUCGCGCGGAUCGAGAAGAACGAAGACCUCACCUACCACGCCGUGUCCAAGAGCGGCGAGCUCCGCACCAACACCCGUGAUACUCCCAAUGCCUUGACGUGGGGUAUCUUUGCCGGGCGCGAGAUCGUUCAACCGACCGUGGUGGAGACCGUCAGCUUCUUGGCGUGGAAGGACGAGGCUUAUCGUCUGGGAGAGGACUGGGCCAAGUGCCAUGAUGCCGCCAGCCCGAGCAGAAAGCUGAUCCAGGGUGUCGUGGACACCUGGUACCUGGUGAACAUUGUGAACAAUGACUUCCACAACACAUACAACCUCUUUGAGCUGUUCAAGGAUCUGGACGUGAAGGACCUCGACGUCGAAGUCGCCACUGAACAGAAAGCCCAGCCAACCGUGGCUGUCAACGAAGUCUCUCCGGAGGUGCCGACCAAGAACUAGCCCCUGACAUCUUCUUUCCAAGAAAGAAAGAGAAGAAAGAAAAAAAAAAUAACCAAAAAACCCUCCAUCCCCAGCAUCUACUAACUAAUUCAACAUCAACUCUCAACGACACAACCCUGCCUUGGGAUCCCACAUCCCCAGGUCACGAAAAAAACAUCUUUUAUGGCGACAUGACUGAAGACCUCUCAACGAUUUCUUCUUGGGCGUUAUCUUAUUUCAACAUGACUCUUUUUAACCAUUUUCACAUAUACCCCAGGUAUUUAGUUUCUGAUCUAGUGUGAGGAAUAUCAAAUUCAACAUAAUUUGCUGUAUGCAACAGGCAUCUCCCCUGUUUUGUUUUCCAUAUUUUAUUCCAUAUUUUAUCUUAUUUUAUUUUUCCUUCUCGUAUAGUUUUCUUUCUUUCUGCUUCUCAUCUUAUUAUUCUUCUUUCUUUUUCUUUUCCUUGUCAAUUACACGAAGAACGAAGUCGAUAAACAGGUGAAGACCAGCGGCGUACGAACAAUUCAACAUCGAAUAAUGAUGAUGAUAACGACAGACAGUGUUGGCGUUAUGGCUAUGGCUAUCCUUAUCCUCUUCAACAACGGGAUACAGUCUUUAGUUUCUUUUCUCUCUCUUUCUUUCCUAUUGCCCUCCCACCCUUUCUUUUAUUUCAUCUAUGUUCCAUUCUUUAACAUCGAGAUAUAGAUAGAUCUCAAGGUAGAAUUUCUUCUAGCGAUGA
Molecule: messenger RNA, 3131 nt
Organism: Aspergillus candidus
Lineage: Eukaryota; Fungi; Ascomycota; Eurotiomycetes; Eurotiales; Aspergillaceae
Product: methylenetetrahydrofolate reductase (NAD(P)H) MET13
Exons: 4
Coding region: 566-2413 (615 amino acids)
Biological process (GO): tetrahydrofolate interconversion
Cellular component (GO): cytosol
Molecular function (GO): methylenetetrahydrofolate reductase [NAD(P)H] activity; FAD binding
Source: RefSeq, a predicted model, not a curated record